AAUCAAUUACAAAAGCACAUAAGAGUGUGUUUUACCUUCGCCAUCACCAAAGAAAAAACGAAAACAGAAACAAUGGCAUUCACAACAACCACACCUCAAAACCUCACCACCUUCACCACCUCCUCACACAAACCCAAACUUCCAUUCUCUCCCUCUCACUCCCUCACAUUCCCCACUCACCCAAACCAAACCCUAACUUCACGCGCCAUCUCCACCGCCAUUUCCACCUCCACGCGCAUCCACUCUCUCUUCACACCACGCGCCACCUCAUCCCCUUCUUCCUCCACCACCGCCGCAGAAACAACCUUCCACGGCCUCUGCUACGUCGUCGGCGACAACAUCGACACCGACCAAAUCAUCCCCGCUGAGUACCUCACUCUCGUCCCGUCAAAACCCGACGAGUACGAGAAGCUGGGAACCUACGCGCUCAUCGGCCUCCCGUCCUCCUACGCCACGCGUUUCAUCGAGCCCGGCGAGUCGAAAACCAAGUACACAGUCGUCAUCGCCGGCGCCAACUUCGGCUGCGGAUCAUCACGUGAACACGCGCCAGUUGCGCUUGGCGCGUCGGGUGCAGCGGCCGUGGUUGCGGAGUCAUACGCGAGGAUAUUCUUCCGGAACUCAGUGGCGACCGGAGAAGUUUACCCGCUGGAAUCGGAGGGGAGGUUGUGCGAGGAGUGUAGGACUGGUGAUGUUGUUACGAUUGAGAUGAAGGAGAGUAAGCUGAUCAAUCAUACCACUGGAAAGGAGUAUGCGCUGAAGUCAAUCGGAGAUGCCGGCCCUGUUAUCGAGGCCGGCGGGAUCUUCGCUUAUGCGAGGAAGACCGGCAUGAUUCCGUCUCAUUGAGAGGUGGUUAGCUGUUGUGAUUUGGUACCUUUGCAGCUUUACUAGCUGAGUAUGAGUUUAUAUCUAGAUAGCCAGAAUCUUUUCUCUCAAAAUUAAGUUUAAGAACAAUGUGGUAUGAGUAAGAACAUUGCUAGGUAGAUAGGUAAUGCAUUUUGAAUCCAGAACAUUGCUUAUCACCAAAAAGAAUAAGGACAUUGCUAGGUUGCUUGAAUUCAAUUUAAUUGUUAAGAUGGUGUAGAAUGAUUACUAGCUUUGGAUUGGAAAGUGGAUUCUACCACUAUACUAUAUUCAUUUAAUCAUCAUCGUGAUCCUGUGAAAUAUUCUGGUUAAAAUACUACGGCUUUUGUAGCAUUGUUGUUAGAAUAGACAUAAGAACUACAAAGGUUGUGUUUGGAAGGGUUGAGGUAUUGAAGUGUGUUGGGUGUGUCAUCAAGAAUUACAAAUGUCUGUUUGUGAAUAAUUGCUCUGAAGCUGUUUAUGGUGCAAGGACAAGGCUUGCACCACUUGGAUCUCAAUUUGCAUGACUACGUUACAUGCCACACAUUCUUUAGUUUAUAAUAAAAUUGAUAGUUUCAAAUAGGAUUCAGAAUUGGCCAAUUGGGCAGAAUUGGAAGACAGAGAGUUUAGGGUUAAAUUAGUCUUAUUGUGGUUUGUUUUGGAAGGGUUGUGAUGGAAAAGAAGGAUAUAGAAAGCAUGGAGGUUGAAAUGGUUAACUUUACCCUUAUUUUGGAUUUUACAAUGUACAAGGGGACUGAAGGGUUCAUGGACUCUCCAUUCUAGAGAAAUUGUGAAAAAUCAACUGAAGGAUUUUUGAGGAUUUAUGAAAAAAAAAAAAAAACUGAUUUCCUUGCUCUUAAGGACAAUAACGGCUAAGUACUAAUCUGAAUAAGAAUUUGUAAUUGUUGGAAUUUAGGUUUUCAGCCACUAGUUUGUAUGAUUUUCAGUUUUUCAGAUUAGGUCUUAAAAAAGAAAGGAAAAAAUAUUAAUAAACCCCUGAAAAUGAGGGUAAUUCACUAAUUUGGUUAUUUGAGGUUCUUUUUGUUCAAUCUUAAAACGUCAGUGCGUUAAUUUUGCACAUGACCUAUAGUUUUAAAUGUCAGACUUAAAGUUCACAUGA
Arachis stenosperma is the source of this 1960-nucleotide messenger RNA. RefSeq names its product 3-isopropylmalate dehydratase small subunit 1-like. The coding region runs from base 73 to 843 and encodes 256 amino acids. Gene Ontology annotation, molecular function: hydro-lyase activity. Lineage: Eukaryota; Viridiplantae; Streptophyta; Magnoliopsida; Fabales; Fabaceae. The record is from RefSeq and is a predicted model, not a curated record. The transcript is spliced from 2 exons.